Messenger RNA from Rubroshorea leprosula, 1373 nucleotides. The record is from the annotation of a GenBank genome assembly. NCBI's taxonomy places the organism in Eukaryota, Viridiplantae, Streptophyta, Magnoliopsida, Malvales, Dipterocarpaceae.
CUUUUCUCCCCCCGCCGGUCUUCACCCUGACACCGGAGAAAUGCAGCGUUUCAAGCCGUCUCUUCACUCUCUAAAACCCCUCCUCUUCAUUCACCGCUCUCUUCACCACGACACCCACCUCCAAAACGCCGGACCUCUCUGCUCCCUCCUCAGUUCCCGCUCCGUGAUCCGCUUCGCCGGACCGGACACUAUUAAAUUUCUCCAGGGUCUGUUGACAAACGAUGUGCGGAGGUUUGGGGAACACCCGGAUGAGAAACUCAAUACUGUUCCAACGCCCAACAUGCCAUCUGUUUCCCUUUCUCCUAUGUAUGCGGCUCUCUUGACACCUCAGGGCAGGUUCCUGUAUGACUUGUUCUUGUAUAAGCCGCCGCGGCCCGUGGAGAAGCUCGACCCAAGAGGUUCGGGUCCUGGUUCAGGUUCGGAUGAGUCGGUGGAGUUGUUUGCGGAUGUGGACAGGUCGGUAUUGGAUGAGUUGUUGCAGAUUUUCAAGAGAUACCGGUUAAGGUCAAAAGUUGAGAUCGAUAAUGUUGCAGAAGACUUCUCUUGCUGGCAGUGCUAUGGUGGGAAGCUGUCUGAGAAGUCUUCAGUUGCUGAAGAACCAGAGGCUGCUUCUGUUGGCUGGGGUGCAGGUGUUGAUCGUUCUGGUGAAUCAGCUUCACAUGGUAGUACGCCUGGGUGGCAUUGGCAUAAGGAUCCUAGAUUGGAUUGUCUUGGUUUUAGGGGGAUUUUUCCUUCUGGUACAACACCACCUUUAGUUGAGGCUGAUAAAGAAACGGAUGAAGAGAAUUAUCUUCUAUGGAGAUUAGAGAAGGGAGUCGCAGAAGGCUCUACUGAAAUUUCAAAAGGCGAGGCAAUUCCCCUGGAAUACAAUUUUGUAGGUCUAAAUGCAAUUAGCUUUGACAAAGGAUGCUACGUUGGCCAAGAACUCAUAGCUCGUACUCACCACCGAGGGGUUAUUCGCAAGCGCUUGCUGCCAUUAAAAUUUCUUGAUAAUAAUGGAAAAGAAGCAGAGGAGAAAGUUGCUCCUGGUUCUGAAGUGAUUGACACUGCCUCUAGGAAGAAGGUAGGUACUGUGACUACUGCACUUGGCUGUCUUGGAAUGGGUGUUUUAAGGUUGGAUGAAGCCUUUAAAGCAUCCAGUUCAUUGAUCAUACAAGGACAGGAAGAUGUUAAGGUUGAGACGAGAAGACCAGAAUGGUGGCCUUCUGACUGGUUUCAAGAGCAUCAACAACACAGUGCAGUUGCAUAGGAUGCCAUGUCUUUCAUGAAAAAUGUAUCUGUUUGUUCUCUUUCGCUGCCAGUGCUGCGCCUGCUGGCACCCCACAGUUUAGAACUGCUAAUUUGUAUUUUCUUAAUUAAAGGAAAUAAAAGCA